Molecule: messenger RNA, 897 nt
Organism: Lachnellula hyalina
Lineage: Eukaryota; Fungi; Ascomycota; Leotiomycetes; Helotiales; Lachnaceae
Product: Hydrolase
Exons: 2
Coding region: 1-897 (298 amino acids)
Biological process (GO): L-glutamine metabolic process; oxaloacetate metabolic process
Cellular component (GO): mitochondrion
Molecular function (GO): omega-amidase activity
Source: RefSeq, a predicted model, not a curated record
AUGGCCAAUCUCCUCAAGAAGCCCGUGAAGCUCGCAUUAAUCCAAUUAGCCAGUGGCGCAGACAAAUCCGCAAACCUCUCUCAUGCCCGCGACAAAGUCCUCUCCGCAGCCUCUGCCGGCGCAAACAUAAUCGUCCUCCCCGAAUGCUUCAACAGUCCCUACGGCUGCGACUACUUCCCCAAAUACGCCGAGACCCUCCUGCCCUCGCCCCCCACCGCCUCACAAUCGCCCUCAUUCCACGCCCUCUCCGCUAUGGCCGCCGAAUCAAAGUCCUAUCUAAUCGGUGGCUCCAUCCCCGAAUUUGAACCCUCGACAAAGAAAUACUACAACACAUCCCUAACCUUCUCGCCGUCCGGUGACCUAAUAGCAACACACCGCAAAGUGCACCUCUUCGACAUUGAUAUCCCAGGCAAAAUCACCUUUCGAGAAUCCGACAUCCUAUCUCCCGGAAACAAUAUUACGCUGGUAGAUCUACCGGAAUACGGAAAAUUAGCUAUAGCAAUCUGCUACGACAUCCGCUUCCCGGAACUCGCAACGAUAGCCUCGCGCAAGGGGGCCUUCGCGCUCAUCUACCCCGGCGCUUUCAACACAACCACCGGCCCCCUACACUGGAGACUGCAAGGACAGGCUAGGGCUAUGGAUAACCAAGUGUAUGUAGGGUUGUGCAGUCCGGCGAGGGAUACGAGUGCGAGUUAUCAUGCCUGGGGCCAUAGUUUGGUGUGUGAUCCAAUGGCAAAGGUACUGGUUGAGGCGGGAGAGGCGGAAGAAACUGUGUAUGCGGAGUUGAGCGGGAGCGAAAUUGAGGCGACGAGGAAGGGCAUUCCAAUUUACACGCAGAGGAGGUGGGAUGUUUACCCGGAUGUCAGUGAGGGGGCGAAGGUGGGGGAUGAGGUUUAA